GAAUCCGGUGAGUGGAAGAUGACGUGGUGAAGUCAGUUAGCAUGGAGGCUAGCUGAACAUCUCGACACAUACACACUCGCUUAGAACUCACAGAAAAAAACAAAAACACAAAAUUAGGAAAAGAUGAAAAACGUGUCUGAAGUGUCUGUGGACCGGAGGACGUUAAAGCGCUCGUGAAAAGAAAAGAUGGAUAUUAGUUUGUGUUAGUUGGAGUUUUCCAGAAGCGUAACAGACGAGUGAUGAGCUCCAUGUGUCCUGCGUGUGACGUCCCCUCAGCGUUAUAAAGCGCCGGCGGUGUGAGAGACGUCAGAGCCGCGUUCGUCUUCCCCGUGCGCUUCACGAUGUUCGCCAAGCUGAAGAAGAAGAUCGCGGAGGAGGCGGCGACGGCGACCCCACGCCCCGGACGCCUGCCCCGCUCCUACAGCAAAGAGUCCAUCACCUCAGUGGGAGCCGACUCAGGAGACGACUUCGCGUCGGACGGCAGCAGCUCCAGAGACGACCUGUCCUCUCAGAUCCUGCGCCGGAACGAUCAGAUCCGAAAGCUGGAGGCCAAACUAUCGGACUACGCUGAACAGCUUCGGCUAAUGCAGAAGACGAAGGAGAAGCUUGAGAUUGCAUUAGAGAAGCAUCAGGAUUCGUCUAUGCGGAAGCUGCAGGAGCAGAAUGAAAGCUUCCAGGCCAACAGAGCCAAGAUGGCAGAAGGCAUGGCCUUAGCGCUGGAGAAGAAGGAUCAGGAGUGGAUGGAGAAGAUGGCCGCUUUGGAGAAGGAGAAGUCUGCAUUAACAGCUCGUCUGGAUCAGAGUCUGAGUCUGUUCCAGAAGAGAGACGAGCUGGAUGAGCUCGAGGGCUUCCAAAUGCAGGAACUAGCCAAAGUCAAGCACAUGCUGUUGCGUAAGGAGGAGCAGCUGAGUCAGAGGGAGCGAGAGCUGAAGCUGAGAGGAGAGGAGCUGAACGUGGCCCGUAUCACGCUGGCUCACACUCAGGAUAAACUGUACGAGCUCGGGGAGGAGCACGAGGAAACCCGCAGCAUCAACGCACAGCUACGAGCUCACAGAGACAAGCUGCUGACUGAGAAGGAGGAGGCUGAGAGGAGGAUCUCCGAACUGGAGGCCAGAGAAGAAGAGCUGCAGCAGCUCAUCCGACAAGUCUCCGAGGAUUUCCAGAAGGCUCAGAGUGAGACGAGAUCUUUACAGAAGUCCAUGGAGUCUCUACAGUCUGAACACGACGAGCUGAAACUGCGGCACGAGCAGCACAAGGGCAAGGCUGCUGUGACGGAGGAGGAGCGAGAGCGGCUGUUGGCCGACCUGCAGGAGAAAGCUCUCUCUCUGGAGCGCAGGCUGGAGGCCAACCUGUCCCAGGACGAACAUCUACAGGAGCUGCUCAAGGAGAAAUCGUUACUGGAGCAGAGGUUAGAGGAGGCCAGAGGAGAGCUCCUGGAGGAACGAACCAAUCACACGACAGCAGUGAGCUCGCUGGAGGCACAGGUUUCCAAGCUGAACACUAACGUCUCCGAGCUCCAGACGCUGCUGAGACACAAAGACGACUCGUCCAGGUCCUACAGGGAGAGGACGGACGCACAGAUAGCUGAUCUGGAGAAGAGGCUGAGCGAAUCCGCUGAGAGGCUGAGGAGUUUAGAGGAGCAGCUGGAGGAGAAAGAGACGCACAGAGAAAAACUGCAGGCGGAGUGGGCGGAGGAAAGGGAGAGGUUACAGCAGCAGGUCUCCAUGCAGAGGCAGAGAGGACUGGAGAAAACCGCCAAGCUGGAGGAGGAGAUCCUCGCACUGCAGAGAGAGAGGGAGGCGGAGAUCAGCUCGCAUCAGGACAACGUGAGGUUACUAGAGGAGCAGAAGGCCACCCUGAUGAAGGACAGAGCUGAGAUGGAGAACAUGGUGGAGAAGCUCAGCUUAGAACUCGAGAACUCCAAAGCGGAGUUGAACAGCAGACAGACAGUGAGUGUGGAGAUCGCUAAAGCUCUGGAAGAAACCCGGAAGCAGAGAGAGGAGCUCCAGCAGCAAGUCAGCAAGAUGUCCGAGUCUGCGCAGAGGGCGGAGCAGGAAGUGUGUCGGCUUUCUGAGCAGGUGGGCGUGAAGGAGGCGGAGUUAAGCAGUCUAAGGGAAGAGGUGCAGGCGACCCGCUCCGGUCUGUCCUCGCUGCAGGUGGAGUGUGAGGCGCUGCGUACGGAGGCCGAGGAAAAAGACGCUCAGAUCGAAUCCCUGCGCCAAGAGAUCCUCACGUACACUCAGCAAGCUGACACGAAUCAGUCUAAGGAGUGUGAGGUGCAGGGCGAGGUAGAAAGCGUCACGGCACAGCUGCAGGAUGUGGAGGUGUGUGUGAGCGAACAGAACGGGAGCGUCACCGUGGGUGAUGUGGACGAGCUGCAGAAAGCUAACAAAGAGUUAGAGCAGCAACUCAGUGAGAAAAACAAGACGAUAAAACAGCUGCAGCAGAGACUGACCGAGCUGAAGAGGACGCUACAGAAAGAGCUGAAACUGAAGCCGGACGCUGACUCUGAGAGUAAGGAGAAGCUCCAGGAAGGGAAGCCCAGCUCAGAGGCCCCAGUCCUGGCCGCUGCUCCUACUCCAGCCCCCGGCUCCAGUCAAGGCCCGGGCCUCGCCUCGCACUCGUCCCAGACGAAGGUGACGAACAGCUCGGACCUGACGGACACGCGGGAGAUCAACUUCGAGUACCUCAAACACGUCGUGCUCAAAUUCAUGUCUUCUAGAGAGGCAGAGGCGUACCAGCUGAUCAGAGCCGUCUCGGUGCUGCUGCAUUUCACACGCGAAGAGGAAGACAUGCUCAAGCAGACGCUCGAGUACAAGAUGUCGUGGUUCGGCUCCAAGCCCACACCCAAAGGCAUCGUCCGGCCCUCCAUCUCAGGAACCCCAAGCAGCUGGAUGUGAGAGGAAGAGAGAAAGAGCGAGUCAUGUGACGUGGGCUCGCAAAAUAAAUUAAAUAAAUAAAAAAUCGUUCCAGGCGUUCAUGGAGUGGAGGGAAGUUCCGUAUGUUAGUCUCCUCUGGGAAAACCGAUUGUUCCUUCUCUUCUGGGGUUCUUUGAGGCUUUGAAUCAACGAAUCACGGUUUUUUAAGUCUUUGGAGUCUUUCCUCCAAAGAGGUGGGGGGAAAGUAGCUACGUCUAGCUACCUGGGGAUCGUAAAAUAAAUAAAUAAAUAAAUAAAUCGGACAGUUUUUCUGAAGAGCGAAACCUUUGCACGCUGCGUAAACAGAUCAACUUCAUAAUAAGAGUUUGUUUCUUCUGAUUCAUUUGCUCCAUGAAGGCUUCGAGGGGGAAAAAAAAUCAGAACGUACUCCGCUUUAUAACGAAGAGAAGCGUGCAUGGACUCUGACGCUGAAGAAGCAUCUUCCCUUUACCUGCCCUGUGUAUGUGUAAAUUACGAUGAAGCACAUUCCGUAUGUCUAUUUAUAUACGAAACUGUACAUAGCGAAUGUUUAUAAAUCAUCGGGUGUAAAAUUUAUUCAGCUCUGUUUGCAGAUUUUUUUCACAUUAAUGUAUAUCAUGUAUCAUUCGCGGACGCGAGAGCGGAGCGGCGCGUCUGUCCGUCGCGGGCCCUGGGACUGCAGCGCUGGAGUAUUAAUGUGAGCGUGCAUGCCUUGUACUCCACUCAUGAGGAAAUCUGCAAACUGGAUAUUUAUCUAUCGCAAAGCGAAUCGUCAGGAUUUUGUUUAAGAUCGUGUUUAAGAAGUAGCCAGAUGAUAAAUAUUUAUAAUAUUUGAAAUCGGUGCUAUGUUAUCUAGCACAUCAGUAAUGCAAGAACAAAGCUACAGCUGGGAAUAAAAUCUAGGGAUGCACUGAUCUGGUUUUUUUUUGUUUGUUUGUUUUUUCCUCCGUCCCAUUUUCAGUGCAACACUCAUAUCCAAUAUUUUCAUAAUUUUAGACAUUUUUUUCUUUUUAAAUUAAAUUUUGUGUACUGAAACACUUGACAAAUUGAAAGCUCUAAAAUUCAGGGUUUUUUUUCUUUCAAAAAUUAAAAACUUAAUGAUUUACAAGUUUUUUUGUUUGUUUGUUUGUUUUUGUUUUUUUUUUCUCAAAUUCUUCCUCCCAAAAUUAAUAGCUGUGAUUCUUUAGCAGAUGUCUGAUUAAAUUUGUGGAAUUUUAAAUACUCAAGAUCGAAACCUUUUUUAAAAUUAAAAUACUUUAAUAAUAAUAAUAAUAAUAAUAAUAAUAGGUUAAAUUAUUUACAUGCCACUGAACAUAUUUACAAAGUUCUUUCCCCCCCCCCAAAAAAAACAAAAGUUUAAAUAUAAUAAAAAGUUAAAAAGACAUAUAACCAUAUUGCAGGUCAAAACUCGUAAAAUCACAAAAUUGUCACAUUGAACCUUAUUUAUUUAUUUAUUUAUUUUUAACAAAUCACAGUUUAUGUCGGUAUGAACGUUUAAGCUACGUUUAUGAAUCACUAGUUACAUCUUGAGGAUUUUGACUGAAACAGUAUUGUUACUAUUGGAGCUGAGAGGCGGGGCCAAAUGCCCGAGAGCAGAAGGGGGCGGGGCCUAAAACGAAGCUCUGCAAGUUGCAGCCGCAGAUUGUGUCAAAACUCGAGUGUGAAGUGAAGCCCAAACGCAAUGCUUGAACAAUGAUUCGAAUGAAAGAGGUAAAUAAUUUGAGACAAGUUACAAAUUUUUGCAAUUUAUUCACAAUGAUUUAGGAAAUUAGCGCAGAUAUUGUUUGUGUCUGUUGUUUUUGUUCCAAGAUUUUCUUGUAAAUUUGCAUCAGUUGUUUACAGUAUAUAUUCCGAUUGGAAUUUCAAUUCGCAUAUCAGAUACGAUCCAGUGUUUUAUGCUAAUGUGGGUCCGAGAGCGAUACUCCGUAUCAGAUCGGUGCAUCCCUAAAGAAAUCUCUCGCUUAUUCCAGACCAUUCCGGGUUGGUUGAUUUUCGGGUCCUGGUGUAAGAAUCCAGUGCAAUGACAAAUUUCAAUUCAGUUGGAAUUUUCAAUAUUCUGUAUGAUCAUUAUCCAUAAUAAUUCAUUUUCAUUCAAAACUUUCAUCUUUUCUGACUUUGGAGAUCAACUGGAAAUGUUUUAUUUUAUAAUCAGCCUUCGCAGCUGUGUGUGUGUGUGUGUGUGUGUGUGUGUGCUACCUGAUCAGGUGUGAGCAGUGUUCCUGUUUACAGGGUAACUAACUUCAUCAACUGACACACUUUUUUGUUUGUUUGUUUGUUUGUUUUGUUCUGGUUGGUCCUACUGUAGCGAUCAUAACGACGAGUCGUAAUCCCGCCGCGUGCUCUGCUUUAAUAAAGUACCACUACGCAUCUGAUUUUCAAUGGUCUGUCAAAAAACUUGAAUAAAUUAUCUUUUUGAUUUUGAUCAUAUUUUUUUGCGUGCGUGUUCGUCAUUGUAGCUCGGGUUUAGAGCAAUUAUUUGGAGUCUUAUAAACACUUUUAUUGUCGUAAUAAUUAAUGAAGCGUUUUAUGAUUAAGGGUUCAACCAUCAAUCCAUAAAGGAUGUUCUUUUUAUGUAUAUGAAUAGCAAAAUGACACUUUCAUUAAUUCACUCUAAUUAUAGUGAUUGCAUUUCAGUGUAGCACGACUGCAACACAGUGAUGAAAGUGAAAUGUCAUUCAGUUGUGACACAAAGUCAGAGAGUUUCAUUCUUGAUAACGCAAGACUGUGCUGAGUCUGAGCGCACCGAAGAGAUCAAGAAACAUGAAGGUUUUGCUUUUCAGUGUUUUCAGUUUAUUGUGUUUCAUAUUUUAUCACCAGCGUAACUGAUUUGUUGCACGGAAUUCUCCGUAUCCGUGUUAAAACGUGUUAUUAUUUUGGAAGUUGGAACUCUUAAAUUUAUUUAUAAUUAUUUUUUUAACCCAAGAGUUUAAUAUUAAUUACCGGAGACGCCUUGGGAUCCUAGGAGAACUAGGGGUGGGUGAUAUUUUCCAUAUUUUUCAUCAUGAUUCUUAAUUCUUAAUUUCUAUGAUGCACAGUAUACAGAUUUGCUCACAAACUGCAAGCAAAAUUGUAUUUUUUUAAUAUUAAAAAAGUGUUAUAAAUGCUAAUUAAUUUGGUUAUUCUUAAUAAGCAAAUUUAUACUAAUUUUAAAAUAUUUUUAUAGUAAAAAUCAUUUUUAUUUAUGAAAAAAGAAACAUUUAACAAUAAUUUGAGCAUUUUACAAUUUUAACACUAGAUAUCACGUCAGCUGUGAUGCAGUCAGUUUGUAAUUUCUAAUAAAAUAUAUUAAUAAUUUAUAAUAAUAAAAGAUGUAAUAAUAUCUUAGACUAGCACAUCGUGAGCUAAUUUAUCAUGAGAUCAUUAUCGGAUCACCCAGCACUACUGCCAACUCUAAACGUGUGUCAAAGCCCAAGCUUGGCCAACCCUGUCAAGAUUUUAUUUAUUCAUUAAAGAUACAGUUAUCACUUCCUAACUAUCAUGAGAUGAUCAUGUAUUAUAUUUUAUAGUUUGAUACGUUAUAAACCAACAACGCAAACCUACAGCUUAAUCCUAAUCAAA
This is a messenger RNA of Pangasianodon hypophthalmus (striped catfish), 6455 nucleotides long. RefSeq names its product golgin A1 (gene golga1). Lineage: Eukaryota; Metazoa; Chordata; Actinopteri; Siluriformes; Pangasiidae. Gene Ontology annotation, cellular component: Golgi apparatus. The record is from RefSeq and is a predicted model, not a curated record. The transcript is spliced from 24 exons. Bases 342 to 2900 code for a protein of 852 amino acids.